Mauremys mutica (yellowpond turtle) is the source of this 1816-nucleotide messenger RNA. RefSeq names its product E3 ubiquitin-protein ligase TRIM11-like. The transcript is spliced from 7 exons. Gene Ontology annotation, molecular function: protein binding; zinc ion binding. The record is from RefSeq and is a predicted model, not a curated record. Lineage: Eukaryota; Metazoa; Chordata; Testudines; Geoemydidae. Bases 207 to 1592 code for a protein of 461 amino acids.
ACAGCGGCAGGUGCUACCUCUCCACAGUCUGUCCUGGUGCCUCCUCCAGGGGCUAACUCAGACCAGAAGCAGUUUCCAGCCUCCCAAGAGUAACAUGAAGCAACGUACACGUAGGAAACGCCUGUUGCUGUGCAAAGUUCAGAAUCAGCCCAUUUCUGAGAACAGGAAAGUGAAACUAAAUUCCUCCCUUCUCUGCAGAAGCAGCCAUGGCUGCUGCGAAUCCAGCACAACAGCUGCUAGGUGAACUGACUUGUUCAGUGUGUCGAGAUUAUUUUAAAGACCCAGUGUCUCUAGAUUGUGGGCACCAUUUCUGCCAAGCCUGCAUCACUCAGUGCUGGGAGGGAUCGACUACAAACUUCCGCUGUCCCGAGUGCAGAGAAACCUUUUCCCAGAGAAACUUCAAAGCAAACAGACAGCUGAGGAAUAUUGUAGAAGCUUCCAGAAAACUGACACUGGAGUUAACAAAAGAACCAGAAGUUGGGACAGUGUGUGGCAAACACCAGAGGGCUUUAGACGUCUUCUGCCAAGAGGAUCAAACACCCAUUUGUCUGGUUUGCCACCUGUCCCGAGAUCACAGAGAUCACACGGUGGUUCCCAUAGAGGAGGCUGCUGAGGAUUACAAGGACCAAAUUCGGAGCCGUUUGGAGAGUUUGAAGAAAAACAGAGAAGAGAUUCUGUCAUUUAAACUGAGUGGGGAAAAUAAAAGCCAGGAACUGCUGAAACAACUAGAAACUGAGAAGCAGAAGAUUGUGUCUGAAUUUCAGCAACUGCGCCAGUUUCUGGAGGAACAAGAGCGACUCCGGCUGGCCCAGCUGGAAGAGCUGAAUAAAGAAAUUGAAAAGGGGAGGGCUGAGUAUGUUGCCAAACUAUCUGAGGAACUCUCCUCUUUCAGUUCCCUGAUCAGUGAGAUGGAGCAGAAGUGCCAGCAGCCAGCCAGUGAAUUCCUGCAGGACAUCAAAGGCACCGUGAGCAGCUUCCAGCCAUUGCUCCUUGUUCUGCCUUUGUUUGCUAACCUGAGGAUCCCUUUAGUACCAAACUCACUGUCGUCUAGACUGCGGUUGGAGAAAGCGAACGUGACUCUGGAUCCAGACACGGCCCAUCCCGAGCUCACCGUGUCUGCGGAUCGGAGAAGUGUGAGAUGGGGAGACACACGGCAGCACCUGCGCAACAACCCUGAGAGAUUUGACACUGCGCCCUGUGUGCUGGGCUGUGAGGGAUUCACCUCCGGCCGACACUACUGGGAGGUGGAGGCGGAGGCGGGGGUGGGGUGGGGAGUCUGUGCUGUGGGGGUGGCCAGAGAGUCUGUGAGCAGGAAGGGACGGAUCAGCCCUAACCCUGAGCAGGGGAUCUGGGCUCACACGUCCCCUGUGCAGCGCAUCCGCUUCCUCCGCUUCCCCCCGAGCCGGGCGCCCCGCAGGAUCCGGGUGUAUCUGGACUAUGAACAGGGGCAGGUGGCGAUUUUCGAUGCUGGUACCGGGGACCCGAUCGGCACUUUCCCGCCGGCCUCUUUCGCCGGGGAGAGAAUCCGCCCGUUCUUCCAGGCUGGUGUCUGGGCUCUUGGUCGUUCUAGUUGUAGUGUGCGGCUCCUCUAGCCCCCCUCUAUGGCCGGGGGUGAAGGGGGGGUGACGCUCUACCCGUAGCUCUAUGGCUGUGGAGGUCUGUGUGUGGCGCUCUAGGAUCGGACUCUAUGCUCCUGGGAGGCCAACUCUGUGUGCAGUGGGGGGGUCCCACCAAGGAAGGAGGGAGCCCCCCUGUGGGAAGGACCCUGCCAAGGGCCAGAAGAGACCCCUCAACUGGGGGAGGGGCUGGCUGAAGA